AUGAGAAUCGCCCGUUUCGCUUUUCGGUCCCUCAACGACGUAGCUUCCUUUCGACCAUGUCGUCCCUUCGUCUCUCGAAGCCUCGCGACCAACGCCAACGAAGACGAUUGGAUAUUCGGCGGAAAUGCCGGCAACGAUGACAACAGCAACGGUUUCUACCAGCAUCUCGGUAAAGCGGAGAAAGACAAGCGCGAUUACUCAGGCUUUAAUAGGCAAUACGGGAACACGUCGAGAUUCUCCGGCGGAGGUUCCAUGAACAGGGACGAGAUCUUUGAUCCUUCCUCCGAUGGCGUUGAUGGUAAAUUGAAGGAAGCUGCACUUCUUUACAAGAUCGACGAUGAUGAAGACGUCAAGGAUGGUUACACUUUCAGGCCUGAUGGCAACAGUCGAGGGUUUGAUCCCUACCCUAGGGAUUUAAGUUUUAAAAAGCAGUUACAAAGACCUAGACAGAAUAUCAAGUCUGAGAUAACCACCGAGGAAGUUCUGAACAAAGCUGAUUUCAGGAAUGUUAGGUUCCUUGCUCAGUUCAUCACAGAAGCUGGGAUCAUCAUUAAGAGGAAGCAGACUGGCAUCAGCGCCAAGGCACAAAGGAAGAUUGCUAGAGAGAUCAAAACGGCCCGUGCGUUUGGGCUGAUGCCUUUCACAACAAUGGGUACAAAGGCAUUCACGUUUGGGAAAACCAUGGAGAACAGAGACCAAGAUUUCGAGUAUGAAGUGCUUGACGAUGAUGAUGACUUUGACAACGUACCUCAAUGA
Molecule: messenger RNA, 756 nt
Organism: Microthlaspi erraticum
Lineage: Eukaryota; Viridiplantae; Streptophyta; Magnoliopsida; Brassicales; Brassicaceae
Source: the annotation of a GenBank genome assembly